Messenger RNA from Henningerozyma blattae CBS 6284, 1452 nucleotides. RefSeq names its product CCR4-NOT core DEDD family RNase subunit POP2 (gene POP2). The coding region runs from base 1 to 1452 and encodes 483 amino acids. Gene Ontology annotation, cellular component: P-body; CCR4-NOT complex; CCR4-NOT core complex. NCBI's taxonomy places the organism in Eukaryota, Fungi, Ascomycota, Saccharomycetes, Saccharomycetales, Saccharomycetaceae. The transcript has a single exon. Gene Ontology annotation, molecular function: nucleic acid binding; poly(A)-specific ribonuclease activity. The record is from RefSeq and is a predicted model, not a curated record.
AUGCAAUCCUUAAAUGCUCCACUUGCUCAACAACAGCAGCAUCAACAACAACUGUUCGCUAUGAGUGGCCAACCAUUUGCUGAAAAAAAUCAACAGUCGCAGAUCACUGGUAGUGGGAAAGGAAUAGCUAUGACAAACCCUCAAAUGAUGGCUAAACAAAUUCUAAAUCAGCCAGGUAGAAUGCCACAGCUGGGAAUGUUACAAGGGAACUCUUCGGGAGCAGGAAAUAACAACGAUGCUCUUCUUGAAGAGAACUAUUUGAUGAAUCAGAAUAUGGAAAUGCUUUUAAAUCAGCAGCAAUCACAAUUACAACAAGCUCAAUUACAACAGCAGCAGCAAAAUAAUAGACAAAUGCCACAGCUCCAACAGCAGCAGCAGCAGCAGCAGCAACAACAACAACAACAACAACAACAACAGCAUCAGCAAAAUCAAAAUCAACAAUUACAAAAUAUGAAUUUAAAUGCUUCGAUGAAUUCCAACCUACCACCGGGAUUAAAUGUUAUUCCACAACAGCAGCAGCAGCAUGGCUUAAACCCUUCGUUAGAUAAUCAAUACUCAAAACAGAUAAGUUCGAUCCAAAAUAAUAAUAAUGGCCCCCCCGUAAUGAUACUACCUCCGAAUCAUCUCUUAAUUCGUGAAGUUUGGAAGAAUAAUUUAUUUGCAGAAUUUGUAGCAAUAAGAAGGUUGUCAGCACGUUAUAAUAAUAUAUCUAUUAGCACUGAAUUUGCAGGUACUAUUGCCAGACCCAUUGGAAAUUUUAGAUCAAAGACGGAUUAUCACUACCAAACAAUGAGAUCUAAUGUUGAUUUAUUGAACCCCAUUCAAAUCGGUCUUUCAUUGAGUGAUUCUAGCGGUAAUAAGCCUGAAAACGAGCCAUCAACUUGGCAAUUUAACUUCAACUUUGAUGUAGCCAAAGAGAUGAUAUCUGCAGACUCACUCGAUCUAUUGAAAAAAUCGGGUAUUAAUUUUGAUAACCAUCAAGCAAUGGGAAUUGAUAGUUUUGAGUUUUCCCAAUUGAUGAUGGACUCAGGCUUAAUCCUAGAUAAAAGCAUUACAUGGGUAACUUUCCAUGCAGCUUAUGAUUUUGGAUUUUUAGUUCAUUUAUUAAUGAACACCUGUAUGCCAAAUAAUAUGCAAGAUUUCCAAUGGUGGGUUAACCAAUUAGUUCCAUGCUUUUAUGAUUUGAAUCUAUUAUACAAAGUCAUCAAAGAAUUUAAACAGCAAAUCCAGCCUCAACAGCCUCAACAGCCUCCACAACAACAAAUAACUUUAUCUAACCUUGCUGACGAAUUGGGCAUUCCUAGAUUUCCAUUAUUUAAUACUACGGGUGGCCAAAGUCUUUUAACAUUACUGUCAUUCUCUCAAUUGGGAAACGUUUCAAAACAUAAGCUACCAAAUGGGCUUGACUUCAAUUCAUACCAAAAUUUGAUUCAUGGGAUCAAUGCAGAAUAA